Dermacentor silvarum is the source of this 1676-nucleotide messenger RNA. RefSeq lists its product as uncharacterized. The transcript is spliced from 2 exons. Lineage: Eukaryota; Metazoa; Arthropoda; Arachnida; Ixodida; Ixodidae. The record is from RefSeq and is a predicted model, not a curated record. Bases 1 to 1428 code for a protein of 475 amino acids.
AUGCCUGAUGCUGGACGGGGAGCUCUGCACAGAGUGUGCGACUCGGUCAGCGGCGUCAACUGGCGCCCGACACGGUUCGCCGAUGAGCUGAUGCUGGCUCGUUACGCGUGCUCCUUGUGUCACGUGAUUCCAAGCACGACGGUCCUUCUGCCCUGCUUCCACGCGCUGUGCGAGCAGUGCCAGGCAGGCUGCGUUGUCGAAGACGAAGGGAGCGUCUGUCCCCUGGACGGAGAGCCAUUCUACGAAGACGGGGUUCAGAGGGUGCAACUGCCUGCCAAGAAGCAUAACCUCAAGGCUCACUGCUGGAACGACGCCUACGGCUGCGAUUUCGUCGGCCCCCUGGCGGAGCUACUGCGACACUUCGAAGCAGAGUGCGUCUUCCACACUUUGCCGUGUAAACGUUGCGGCGAGAACAUUCCGAACGCUGAGCUAGCCGCCCACUACAUAGUCGGGUGUGUUACCAACAACGUCUCAUCUGCGAUUCUCAAUGAGUCCUCGGUACAAGGUGACGCCGCCACCUCCUCCUCCACUACCGGUAACGUCACCGCGACUGGGCGAGGAAUCGAGGAGCCAGCAAGGAACUGGAAUGAAGAAGGAAUCCACUGGCUACUGAGCCAAGUGAACGAACUCGCAGACGUUGCGAGAACCCAAGGCGCCCAGCAGCAGGAAUUCAGCGCAGCGUUAACGGUUAGCCUCCAGACUCUGAACGCCACCGUGGCUGCAGCCGCCGAGCAGUUGUCGGACGCUAUCGGCGAAGUCUCGCAGCUGCAUCAGCGCAUGCUCGAUUCGAGAGAGGAGGAAAGGUAUCGGGCAAAAGAGGCUGAGGCGGCUGCAAGUGCAAGUUAUUCGGGUGUGUGUCUGCCAAGGCGGAAGGAGGCGACGGAUAUCCUUCAAAAUUUGGAAGUCCUCGCUGCCCAGUCUCGCUGGUGCCUCGAACGCUUACUCAGAGUACACAACGAAACAGUAUACCUCCCGGCAGCUCAGUCGUCUAUGGUGUCGCAAAGCAGAGGGAAGCACAUGUUCUCGCUGAAGAAAACGUGCACGCGUCAUUGUGCGAACGCGAAUGAAAUCGUUUAUCGUGUGGUCAUAUCAGACGUCUACGAACUGCACAAGUACUGCAACGCUACCGUAACGUGUCGGCUGCGUCAUCGACACGCGUGGUGCAGAGUGACUUACGGUAUAUUGAGCGAGGACGUCGGACAAAGAUGGGGUCUAAGAUUAGAUUGGGACAACAGGUGUGCAGUGAGCAGCUAUUUGCCGCAGGUCGUUCAUGUAUCGGAGAUAAGCGUACCAUCUACUCCGUACUGUUUGCCACGAGAGGAGGCAGAAUGCGACGCGUGGACGCAAGUUUACUGUUACGAUUUUAAUGUGAAAAAAGUAUUUGAAAGGAAGCUGAAAUUUCAAAUCGUCCUACACGACUGCGAGUGACGGAGCUUGACUCAGCCCGUCACGCGUCGGCACUCAUCCCACAGUCCCACCUUCCCAUGUUGGUCUACAAACCAUCUUUUAUAUCCUGCUUGAUGUUGGAGAAGAUACUGCUGUUUCACUUAGAGAGAAUUGGUUUUUGGCGUACUAUUUUAUUGAAGAACGCUUUUAUUUUCACGACACUUCGCCGUUAUAGCGGCCAUCUUUGACAGUUUCUUUUUAUAUAAUAUUGCAAAUAAAGUUCCUGAUUC